UUCUGUGUGGUUGUCAGUUGAUGAAUGCGUUAGACGACGUUGUAUUCUGAAAACGCUGCUGCACGCUCACGCAUUGUGGGCCAAACCAAGCUUAGCUAGCGAGACAGACUGUGUGCGUAAUCGAAAAGCGUGUGUGCGUCGUUUCGUGAUACACAAAGGAGACGAGUAAGGAAGGUAUAAUUGAUCUGUUGUAGUUUGAUCAUAUAAAUACACGCUCAAACAUGACUUCCAUACCAAAAACGUUCAAGGAGAAACGCUCAUUUGAUCUACGGGUGAAAGAUGUGAAGAUGAUACGUGAAAAGCAUCCUACUAAGAUACCCAUCGUCGUUGAGAGAUAUUGCAGUGAAAAACAGCUGCCGCUACUCAACAAGACAAAGUUUCUCGUACCCGACUAUUUGACUGUUACCGAGUUAGUUAAAAUUAUUAGGAGGAGGCUACAGCUUCAUCCACAUCAAGCAUUUUAUUUACUCAUUAAUCAAAGGAGCAUUGCUAGUGGCUGUACAACUAUGGCCCAACUCUAUGAAAGAGAAAAAGACGAGGAUGGCUUUUUAUAUAUAGUAUUUGCCAGUCAGGAUGUAUUUGGUUAACAAGAUAUAUGUAUGUAUUUGAUAAGGCAAGCGAUUAAUUUGCCUUCUGUGUUGUGCAAGAAAACGAAAAUUAAGGAUUAAAUGCAAG
This is a messenger RNA of Phymastichus coffea, 675 nucleotides long. RefSeq names its product microtubule-associated proteins 1A/1B light chain 3B-like. Gene Ontology annotation, biological process: macroautophagy; autophagy of mitochondrion; autophagosome assembly. The record is from RefSeq and is a predicted model, not a curated record. The coding region runs from base 222 to 587 and encodes 121 amino acids. The transcript is spliced from 3 exons. Gene Ontology annotation, molecular function: ubiquitin protein ligase binding. NCBI's taxonomy places the organism in Eukaryota, Metazoa, Arthropoda, Insecta, Hymenoptera, Eulophidae. Gene Ontology annotation, cellular component: cytosol; autophagosome membrane; autophagosome.